AUGGAACGCCGCAUUACUCGCUCUGCAGCUGCAGCUGUAUUGAUUGCAGGAGAAAACAGCCCUUAUAUCACUCAAACACCAAGCUCUACUAAAGUGAACAAACGAAAGCGUCUCAAUCCCACUGGCACUUCCAAUGCCCCCAAUACCCUGGAUACACCCAAAAUUAACACAAUCAUGGAGUUGAAAUCUCCCAAUGAUCCCAAUAUGGUGAUCAAGCAAGAGAAGCCAGUGUUGCGCCCAGCCUUGUUUGAUGAACUCCCUCACAACCUAGGAUCUGUUCCCGCCCCAUUGUCUGUAGCAACAGAGCCCUCAGCCCCAAUUGCUGGAUCUGACAAGGAAAACCAAACUUUAAAGGGCAAACCGGUUGACAAUCUGGCUACUGAGCUCCAAGACACUGUGAACAAGACUACAACUCAGUUGAAGAAAGAACCUAAGAUUCCAACUACUACAACCGGCCGCAAGCCAAAGAAGAAUACUUAUGGCCUAACGCCCGGUAUUUCUCCUUUUCCCGAACUGGUUCGACCGACCGCAGAGGAGUGUGAAGAUGUCAAUCGGCUGUUGUCCAGCAUUCAUGGUGUAGUCACUGCUCCGGCAACCAUCCCUGAGCCCUCCCUGACGGUCACCGGGUGUGGUGAGGUCCCAUCUGUUCUGGAUGCUUUAAUUCGUACUCUUCUCAGCGGUGCCACCACGGGCAACAAUGCCGCCAAGGCCUUCGGUGGGCUUGUGCAACGAUUUGGCAUUCUUUCAGAAGGCAUCGGCAAGGGAAGCGUGAAUUGGGAUGCCGUACGACAGGCUUCUCUGAAAGAUGUGUUUGAAGCGAUCAAAAGUGGCGGCUUGGCCGACAUCAAAAGCAAGAACCUCAAGGCGAUUCUUGACAUAGUCCACGAGGACAACCAGGCGCGCCGGGCUGCAUUGUUAGAUUCUGAGUCCAAGAACGACUCAAUUUCUAAGCUGGUACCCGAAAAGGCUGAAAAGGACAAGCAAUAUGAGAUCGCGUGUGCAGAUCAGAACUUCCUCUCCCUCAACCACCUCCACAAUCUCACCACUGAAGAAGCCAUGACCGAUCUGAUCAAGUACCCCGGAAUCGGACCCAAGACAGCCGCCUGCGUGAUCCUGUUCUGCCUCCAGCGGCCCUGUUUCGCCGUCGACACGCACGUCUUCCGGCUCUGCCGCUGGCUCGGAUGGAUUCCUGCCCGUGCAAACGAAGUAAGCGCCUUCAGCCACCUGGAAGUGCGCAUCCCCGACCAUUUGAAGUAUUCGCUCCACCAGCUGUUCAUUCGGCACGGAAAGACCUGCCCUCGGUGCCGAGCUGCGACCGGCGAGUCCAGUGCUGGUUGGGAGGAUGGCUGUGUCAUUGAUCACCUGUUAACCCGUGAUGGGAAACGCAAGGGCAAUGGUCCGACUGUGGUUUCUAAGAAAGCAGCUGCCAAGACUGCGGCUAGGAAGCGCAAGAGAAUGAACAAGGACUCCGAGGAGGAGACCGAGGAAAGCGAGAGUUCCUUUUCCGACGAAACAAGUGACGAGUGA
Penicillium concentricum is the source of this 1527-nucleotide messenger RNA. Its product is annotated as endonuclease III domain-containing protein. The record is from RefSeq and is a predicted model, not a curated record. Gene Ontology annotation, molecular function: catalytic activity. NCBI's taxonomy places the organism in Eukaryota, Fungi, Ascomycota, Eurotiomycetes, Eurotiales, Aspergillaceae. Bases 1 to 1527 code for a protein of 508 amino acids. Gene Ontology annotation, biological process: base-excision repair. The transcript has a single exon.